Messenger RNA from Beta vulgaris subsp. vulgaris (sugar beet), 3183 nucleotides. RefSeq lists its product as hypothetical. The transcript has 2 exons. The record is from RefSeq and is a predicted model, not a curated record. Bases 485 to 2725 code for a protein of 746 amino acids. Lineage: Eukaryota; Viridiplantae; Streptophyta; Magnoliopsida; Caryophyllales; Amaranthaceae.
GCAUCCCAUAUUCCCAUCUCAUAUCCCCUAGAGAAGCAAAGGAUCACGAAUUUUAUAUAGAGAGAGAAAGUGAAAGAGAAAGAAAGGAGAUCUUGCUUACUGUAGCAAAAACAUAAAAACAACAACUUCAUUUUCUUCAAUUUUGGGAAAUUUGUUCUUCUCAUAAAAUCAUAAUAGUAGUAUAGAAAAAAUAAAAAGGGGGGGCUCACUCACUAACAACUGGGUCAUUGGAUUAGGUCCUUUCCUUUUCUUUUUAGCAUAUAUUGCAUUGUUUUAUAAAAAUUUCCUUCUUUUUCUUUUGAUCCCAUGAUUCUUCCUUCUGUUUUGUCUUCUGUGUUGGCAUUAUCAGAUCCAUUUUACUACAACUAAAAAAAGUCCCUACUUUUCUUUUUCUUCUUCCUCUUAUAAAACAUUAACAACCCAAACAAACUUUUUCUGAGUCAUAUAGUUUUCAGCUUCUUCUUCUUAAAAAAAAAAAAAAAACAUGGGGACUGGUUGGAGAAAAGCAUUUUGUUCAACUAUUCCAAAGGAGAGAGAAAAAGAAAGACCUACACACCGCCAUCAUAACCACCACCAACACCAACACCAACAAGAAGUUGUUGAUGUAAAAUCAGUCCCAAAUCCAAAUCCAAAUCCAAGUCCAAGAACUUCUACUAAAUUGAGUUUAUUCUCCAGCAUUAGCAACCCAUCUACACCUCGGUUACGCGUCCGAACCACCGCAACAACUACUACCUCCACCAGCACUAGCAACAGCCUCGGUCCGAGCCCGAAGCCGCAAUGCAAAUUAGGGUCGAACCCGUCAUCACCACGCUCACCUUUCGCUAUGCUCAAGAAUACCCUCCGUCUUACUAAGAAUGGAUGUGGAAUAUGUAUGCAGAGUGUGAAAACAGGGCAAGGGAUGGCAAUUUACACGGCGGAAUGCUCACACGCAUUUCAUUUCCCAUGUAUAGCGGCACAUGUGAGGAAACAAGGCUGUUUAAUUUGUCCAGUUUGUAAUAUCACAUGGAAAGAUGUCCCUCUUCUUUCUUUCCACAAAAACAACCCUAUUCAAUCCGAGGAAAUAAUUGUCGACAAAAAAACCAUCACCACAACCACCACCACCACAUCCGCCUCCGCAGCAAUAAGUGCUCCAGCGACACCUACUGGAAGUGCAAGGAUCCAUUUCGAAGACAAACGAGUCCAAUCGAUGAAAAAAUCAUCAGAAAGACCAUAUAACGACGAUGAACCACUUUUAUCCCCUCGGUUCAACCCUAUACCAGAGGCUGAAGAAACUGAAGAUUCUGAGGAAUUUCAAGGGUUUUUUGUUACACCCAGAAAACCACCAACUGUUAAUACUACUACUACAACAUCUUCUAUUGAUCCGUAUAAUUCAGUAGAUAAAAAAUCAUCAAGGAAUGUUGAGGUCAAGCUGCUACCCGAAGCAGCUGUUGUUUCGGGUAGCCGAUCUCAUGAGACGUACGCGGUGGCUUUAAGAGUAAAAGCGCCGUCUACACCGGCGUCGAUUCUCUCUCCUACCCACCGUGCACCAAUUGAUCUUGUGACGGUUCUUGAUAUAAGUGGGAGUAUGACAGGGUCUAAGCUACAGAUGUUGAAGCGAGCCAUGCGACUUGUUAUUUCCUCGCUUAGCUCGGCUGAUCGGCUUGCUAUUGUGGCUUUUGCUUCGGCUCCUCAGCGGCUUAUGCCGCUUCGUAGGAUGAGGUCACAGGGUCAGAAAUCGGCUCGUAAGAUCGUUGACCAACUUAGUUGUGGUCAAGGGACUUCAGUUGGAGAAGCUCUUAAAAAAGCCGCGAAAGUAUUGGAAGAUCGAAGAGAGAAAAACCCGGUUUGUAGUAUUAUCUUGUUAUCUGAUGGUCAAGAUGAUCCGGUUACGUCUAAUCAACGGCAGAGAAGUUCUCAAAUGUCUUCGACCCGGUUCGCUCAUAUUGAGAUCCCGGUUCAUCCUUCGGGGUUUGGGUUUCGAACCCAUGAACCGAAGGAAGAUGCGUUUGCUAAAUGUGUUGGUGGGUUGUUAAGUGUUGUGGUUCAGGAUUUAAGGGUUCAGCUCGGGUUUUCUUCCGGUUCAGCUCCGGCUGAGAUAAUGGCGGUUUAUUCUUGUAAUGGUAGACCGAGUUUAAUGAGCUGUGACUCGGCUCGGCUUGGGGAUUUGUACGCUGAAGAGGAGAGAGAGUUGUUGAUAGAACUCAAAGUGCCCAUGUCAGCUAUUGGGUCCCACCAUGUGAUGUCUGUUCGUUGCAGUUAUAAAGAUCCGGUUACUCAAGAGGUGAUGUAUGGGAGGGAGCGGGCCCUAUUGGUCCCGCGGCCCCACGCCAUUCGAUCCUCGGACCCGAGGAUAGAACGGCUUAGGAACCUUUUUAUUUAUACUCGAGCUGUUGCUGAGUCGAGACGACUUGUUGAGCAUUGUGAUUUUAGCAGUGCUCACCACCUUCUUAUCUCGGCUCGAGCCUUAGUCAUGCAAUCCUCGGCUAACGGCUUGGCUUCAGCCGAGGAGUAUGCGAGAGGGUUAGAGUGUGAGUUGUCACAUGUUCAUUGGCGGAGACAGUAUCAGGUGCAGAAGGAGCAGGAGGGUUCAACUGUGGUCCAGCAUAUGGUGGAUGAGAAUGGCGAGCCGCUUACGCCGACCUCGGCUUGGAGAUCGGCUGAGCGGCUUGCUAAGGUGGCUAAAAUGAGGAAGUCCUUGAACCGGUCUGUUAGUGAUUUGCAUGGCUUUGAAAAUGCUCGGUUCUAAUUUUAUUUUUUUAAAAAAAUUGUAGUAUUUUUUUACUUUUUUUUUUUUACAAAACAAAAGAAAAAGAGAAUCUAAACAUUAUUAGAGGAGAAAAAUGAGGGGGUGUAGCGUGGGCACAUGAUGAGAGAGAGAGAGAAAGGGAGGAACAAGGAAGUACCCGACGGCGCGGGCCUUUUUUCAGCAGAAAGAGACGAAGGCCCACAUUAGAAUGAUGGAUGUGAUUUGGGAUUAUUUGGGCCUUGUUAGGGGGACCAUACCUUGUUUUUAUUUUCUUUUUUAACAUUUUUAUUUUUAAGGUUUAGAAGAAGGAAAGAAAAUCCAAUAUGUAAUGGGUACAUUGAUUUUUACUCAUGUAAAAGGGAUAGUUGUAAAUGUAAGCAAUGAUGGAAGCCUUUUUAGUGUUCUUUUUAGCAGUCUCCUGCUUUUGGGUGAAAAUAGAUGACAACAAGGUACAAAGA